Messenger RNA from Angiostrongylus costaricensis, 348 nucleotides. NCBI's taxonomy places the organism in Eukaryota, Metazoa, Nematoda, Chromadorea, Rhabditida, Metastrongylidae. The record is from the annotation of a GenBank genome assembly.
AUGCUCUGUCUUGAAAUUUUCACAGUAGUCUCGACGUUCAAUGGUGCUCGAAAAAGAAACUUUUUUAAGCACAACUCUCGACGUGCAUUGACUUCAAUACAUUUUGUGCGAAAUCGAUCGUUUGGAAACCGAUCAGUUGUUCUUCUAGAACCGCUUCGAUCACGAGGACUCAAUGUGAAUGACGUCGAGAUCUUCAUUGAGCGCAGUUCGUCGGCGAUUCCCGAGAACGCCGACGUUCGAUUCUUGGCCGGACGGAACGUCAUUGUAAGAGGUAGGCCAAGUAGUCGGCGUUUGGAUUGCCUGCCAUCUCAAAGAAAUCAUGCGAGCUCAAUUAUAUUUUUCAUUUAA